UGCGGUUCUAACGGCCGUUACGUUGAACCGCGAGCGCGAUCGAAGAUUCUGGACCCCGGCCGCCUCUUCUCUGUCCCUCGUGAUAGCUCCUCCCCCAAUUUCGACGACGAUAUCCACAUUCUCCUCUCGAAUCCCCCUCAAAGAAGAUCAAAUUGGGUUGAAAUUUCUUCGUUUGAUUAGAGUCAGAUUUUUGUAGGAGCAGUAGUCUAUAUUAUCAUUGCCCUGCAUUAUGCUGUCUCCGGUUCCGCUGUAGGGUUUUCGCAUGCGUCAUGACAUCCUCUAAUCAGAGUUCAUCUGAUUAUAGUGAAUCGAAUGAGCAACAAAAGCAAUCAAACUCUGUGCUUCACAGUGGAUCUUCUGCAACUGGACAAUAUUAUCCUGGACCAACAUCAGUGCCUAUGGAAUAUAUGGUGCCUAUCGGCCAUAUAGAAAUGGGGCAAACAGUGGCCCAGGUUGCUUACCCAUUUGUAGAUCCGUAUUGCAGAGGCAUAAUUGCUGCGUAUGGUGCACAAACUGCGGUUUAUCAUCCUUCAAUGGGAUUGCCUCCAAUUAGCAUGCUGAUGACAAAUGAUGCAGUUGAGCCUGUGUAUGUCAAUGCAAAGCAAUAUCAAGGAAUACUAAGGCGUCGCCAGUCCCGUGCAAAAGCUGAAUCGGAAAACAAACUGAUCAAAUCCCGAAAGCCCUACCUUCAUGAAUCUCGGCACUUGCAUGCGGUGAGAAGAGCUAGGGGAUCCGGAGGUCGAUUCAUUAAAUCCAAAUCUACAGAGAAACAAGAUAAUGAGGCUGACCCGCAUGAAAUGCAGAAGCCACUUUCCAUGAAUCACCCGAGCAUAGACCCCUCUGAGAACAAGGCUAAAGCAGCUGAAGUGUCUGGGUUCGAGAAGUCUCCCUUGAAUAAUGGAGCUGCUUCAGCUCAAUCUACAGCUUAAAGAAGAAGAUGAUCAAUCUUCAAUAGAAUAACUUGCACCACUAAUCCUUGAACUGUUAGCCGAGUUUUAGUUUGGUCCCUGAACUUCUAAAGUGUACACCACACAUCCCAGAUCGCGCAUGACGAGAGGGACUCACCUGAAACGAUAUAAAAAGUUUGGGAUGUCUAAUGCGCGCCUUAAAAAUUCAGAGGCCAAAUUGUAUAUCCCGCAAAAGUUUAGAAACCAAUGGUGCAAUUUAUUCAUCUACAGUUCUAUCAUGGAGUCAUUCACCUUUUAUCUUGGCUAUGACUCUUCUCUUUAAUUUUUUUUCUCCGUGGACAAUCGACAUGGGUGUAUAUAUUUUAGGUCUGUAUUGUUUGGAAGCUUAAUAGUAGGGAGUAGCCCUUGAUAAUUGUAGAGAUGUUAUAAAGGAGUUGCUUUUUUAUAUUUUGCAGCGGAGAGGAUUUUAGGUGGUGCUAAUAGUAAUAAUCCUUGUAAAUAUGUAGUUGAGAAACAUGUGAUGGAAUAACUCAGAUCAAACAUUCAUGAACAGAUUUAUAGUCUUUUCUUCU
Molecule: messenger RNA, 1480 nt
Organism: Ananas comosus (pineapple)
Lineage: Eukaryota; Viridiplantae; Streptophyta; Magnoliopsida; Poales; Bromeliaceae
Product: nuclear transcription factor Y subunit A-7-like
Exons: 6
Coding region: 270-929 (219 amino acids)
Biological process (GO): regulation of transcription by RNA polymerase II
Cellular component (GO): CCAAT-binding factor complex
Molecular function (GO): DNA-binding transcription factor activity, RNA polymerase II-specific; RNA polymerase II cis-regulatory region sequence-specific DNA binding
Source: RefSeq, a predicted model, not a curated record